Trichomycterus rosablanca is the source of this 1955-nucleotide messenger RNA. Its product is annotated as zinc finger protein 501-like. The transcript is spliced from 4 exons. Gene Ontology annotation, cellular component: nucleus. Gene Ontology annotation, biological process: regulation of transcription by RNA polymerase II. The record is from RefSeq and is a predicted model, not a curated record. Gene Ontology annotation, molecular function: DNA-binding transcription factor activity; RNA polymerase II cis-regulatory region sequence-specific DNA binding. Bases 226 to 1593 code for a protein of 455 amino acids. Lineage: Eukaryota; Metazoa; Chordata; Actinopteri; Siluriformes; Trichomycteridae.
CCUGGAGGGAAGCACAUAGAUCAGAGAGGAGUCACAAGAGCAUGGAGCAGUGUCUCAGCUGGCCUAGAGAAUCGAACCCAGGACCUUCUUGCUGCUGUUACACUUCUGUCCAGUAGGGGUGAGAAUAAACCUAAACAUUGUGGAUCAACCAGCUCAGUUCAAACAACAACAAGAGGAAGAAACAGAAGCUAACGUGUUCGUGUUUAAGUGACUCUAUCUUUAAUAAUGCAGUCAGCAGAAGAGGGACACGUCGCCCCCGUGGAUCUAGAAGAUGAAGGAUUCCAGAAGAAACUAAUAAAAAAGGAGGAAGAUGAAGAUGAAAGUUUCUGCUGUGAAGUAUCAUUAAUCCCUCUGGAACUCAUCACCUCUGAUAGACACCUCUCCUCAGUGUACCAAUCACUUGGAGGUGUCCUGCCUCAGAAGAAGGAGGAACCUGAAGAUGAAGAUGAUCUCAGAUUGAACAAGGAUUUCUGCUGCUCCUCGAGUCCACGUUCCUGUACAACCCAAAAUCAUCUCCACAAACACAUCAAGACCCCCCACAGUGUCAAAUAUGAGACCCUGGUGAAGAUUGAGACUGAACAUGAGGAUCUGACGCCCACCAGAAGCUCCAGUGAUCAGCAGACGUCCUCUGGUGCUGUCAGCAUUAACAGCUCUCUCACCAGAGAACAGAACAGAAGGAACGUCUGCUCACAGUGUGGGAGGAGCUUUAGUUAUCCCAGUGCUCUUAAAAGACACCAGCGCAUUCACACUGGAGAGAAACCGUAUCAGUGCUCACAGUGUGGGAAGAGUUUUAAUCAUCAGGGUGAUCUCAAAACACACCAGCGCAUUCACACUGGAGAGAAACCGUAUCAGUGCUCACAGUGUGGGAAAAGUUUUAAUCGCGAGAGUGUUCUCAAAAUACACCAGCGCAUUCACACUGGAGAGAAACCGUAUCAGUGCUUACAGUGUGGGAAAAGUUUUAAUAGCCAGAGUGCUCUCAAAAUACACCAGCGCAUUCACACCGGAGAGAAACCGUAUGUGUGCUCACAGUGUGGGAAGAGUUUUAAUCGCCAGAGUCAUCUCAAACUACACCAGCACAUUCACACCGGAGAGAGACCGUAUCAGUGCUCACAGUGUGGGAAGAGUUUUUAUCAACAGUGUAAUCUCAAGAGCCACCAGCGCAUUCACACUGGAGAGAAACCGUAUCAGUGCUCACAGUGUGAGAAGAGUUUUUAUCAACAGUGUAAUCUCAAGAGCCACCAGCGCAUUCACACUGGAGAGAAACCGCAUCAGUGCUCACAGUGUGAGAAGAGCUUUUAUCGUCAGAGUGAUCUUAAAAGACACCAGCGCAUUCACACAGGAGAGAAACCGUAUCAGUUCUCACAGUGUACUAAGAGUUUUAGUCAACAGAGUGUUCUCAAAAGACAUCAGCGCAUUCACACUAAAGAGAAACCGUAUCAGUGCUCACAGUGUGGGAAGAGUUUUUAUCACCUGAUUUAUCUCAAAAUCCACCAGCGCAUUCACUCUGGAGCAAAACCGAUUCAGUGCUCACAGUGUGGGAAGAGUUUUAAUCAGCAGAGUGAUCUCAAAAGACACCAGCACAUUCACACUUGAUGAAAACCGCGUCAGAGCUCACAGUGUGGGAAUUUUUGUCGAUAAAUUAGUCAGUGAUGUUACCAAGCUAGACAAAACAAAGUUUGUAGAAGUUUUUACUGGUCAUUCACUUCUAGAUCGACUUCAUGUCUGGUGACAAAGGUCAUCAUGGUGCAACAUGAAUUAAGUAGCAGCACUAUAAUAAUUUUUGGGUGUUUAAUGCCAUAAUGGUGGAACAAGGACGUGUUCUGUAAUGCCAUGUUUAGUAAUCAUACAUGCUGUACGUUUUGUCUCUUAUUAUGAAUAAUUGAUGUAAUAUUGAUGUAUUUGAUGUAUGAUGUAGCAUUAAGGUAAGUGAAUAAUAAAACAUUUACUUGAGAUUA